ACAGCACGAACCGGAGUAAGUAACAAUCUAACAAUAAGUGCGUGUGGAUUGUAGCCAUGACCCAUGAUCAGUCGAGACCGCAUCAGCGCCCUGCUCUCGAGAAACUGUAACGUAACAACAUAAAACAGCUGCAUUCCCCCCGCGGGACACUUGGUCAAAACGUCGUCGACGAUAGAGAAUAGAGACCCGACUUACACGUAUAGGCAUAAUAAACCCAUAACCCCAAAAAGGAGGGCCAACUGGCCAAGCAGUCAGCAGUGUUAGCAGAUUACAGCGUUACAGCUGCAGCCUGUAGCGCGCUAGCGCAGCACUCUGCACUCUGCACUCUGCAGGAUCGACGACGGCUACACCAUGUUAGGUUAGAAUACACGAGUACGAACACGGCUCAUACUUACUGCAGAAAUAGGCAUAGGUACAUACAUACAUCUAGAAAAGGCCCACCGUAAGAGAGGAGCUGUGUGAAAAACACACAGAGCAAGAGAAAAGCGGAAGCAACGUCCUCGCGAAUCUCGUCAUGGCAGCGAUCAAGAGCUUCGGCAGGGACAUCCCGUAUCUGCGCCAGCAGUUCGCCGCUCUACUGGGCAACACCAGCACCAGCGUCAAAUUCAUCUGCAUCGUCGUGCUCUUUUCCUACGGGCUCUCUUUCUCCGAGAACGCGGUUCUCGUGCUCAGCGUAACCCCGGGCUACCUGCUGCCCCCGGCCUUCUGGAUCUGGACGGCCUUCACCUUCUGCUUCCUCGAGAUUCACUUCUGGGAGGUGGUCGUGGAUGUGGUUACAGUUGGACUCUGCGGCAAGCUCAUUGAGCCACUGUGGGGGGCAAUGGAGAUGAUGACCUUCUUUGCUAUCGUUAACUUUGGAGUAGCCGUACUCUCCUCUAUGUUUUACCUGGUGCUGUAUUUUUGCACUGGAGAUACUGACCUACUCUUUGACAUACAUAUCCACGGACUAACAGGAUACAUCGCAGGUGUCACUGUUGCAGUUAAGCAAAUCAUGCCGGAUCAUAUCUUGAUCAAAACACCAAUAGGUAAAAUAACUAAUCGAAAUAUACCUUUGAUGGUGUGGAUAGGAUAUUUAUUGCUUUGGCUUUGCCGAUUAUUGGAGGGCACACAUCCAACAAUGUUCUUGAGUGGCUUGUUAAUAUCCUGGAUGUACCUUAGAUUUUAUCAGAGGCAUAAUAAUGGCUCCAAGGGUGAUAUGGCUGACAAUUUUACAUUUGCAAGCUUCUUUCCAAAUGUGUUGCAACCUCCGAUUGCACUAGUUGGUAACACAAUUCAUGGCUUUCUCGUAAGAAUUGGUCUCUGCAGAAAAGUUGUACGCAGAUUUGACAUGUCUAAUGCGCCACCUGGAUUAGUCAUCAAUUUACCUGGAAUUGAUCCCCAUGACAGCGAACGACGCAGACAAAUUGCUUUAAAAGCCCUCAGUGAAAGGUUAAGUAAGGACCACGCUAAACCCUGGCAACAAGAUAGAAGUAAAAAGCACUCGCCCGUGACCUCUGCCGUAUCCGUUCAAAUUCCGGAACCCGCGAUACCGAAACCUCUGCCCUCGCCCCUCAUACCGCAGAUCAGCGUUAACAUUCACAAUCAUCCGUCGACAAGUAACAGCACGUGAUCCGCAGCCCAAGACUCGUCGACGAAUCCCGACGAGUCUUGCGUCCAAGAAUAAAAGUGCGUGAACGAUCAGAACGACAGAGAGCUUUUUACGAAUAUGAAAAAGAGGAAAGCGUUCCUAAGCGAGCUAAUCAUAAUCAUGGCAAUAUUCGAUAAGACGACCGAGUUUUGCGACUUUUAUAAUAUGUUCUUCCUUGAAAAAUGGUCAUUUAUUUUUUAUUUUUUGUUAAAAAAAGUACCGGGAGCAUUAGGUUCAAAGCGACGACUUAUUGAAUAUCAUGCCAUAUUAUAUUGAAUCCCCAACUGCGUUUGUCAAGUUAACUGUGUGUAGAGAGAAAGAGCUAGUGUAAUUUUCUUGUUGUAUUUAUGAAUAAUGGUUAUUGGUUUCCACUGCAAGAUUUACAAAGUUUAAAAUGUGUAAUGAAACUGUCGUAAGUUGAUUCUAUUUUUAUUUUUAUUUUAAAUAUAUUAUAUAUAUAUAUAUAUAUAUAUAUAUAUAUGUAUAUGUAUAUAUAUAUAAAUUAAAAGCAUUAAUAUAUGCUUUGCUCAAGAUACUUCAGAUAAACUUCAUUCAGAGGCUGUGCAUUAGUCUCAUUAUUUGUAAAAACAAAGCUGUACAAACUCAUAACGAAUGCAACUAUUGAAAAAAAGUGUGAAGUGUAUGAAAAAAUCAGAGUUAUUGAUGUUUUGAUAUUACAUUUGUUUUAUAAAAGUUCAAAAUUAGGCCAAAAUCAAUUUCAAAUACAUACAUAAUAUUUUUAGAUUGAAUUUAAAUAUAAUUUUGAGUAUGUUUUAACAUAAUCAAGGCAUCAAUAAAAUUUGAUUUCUCAAGAGAUUUACUUGAGCAUGUUGGAACAGAUAGUAUCAGUAAAUUGAAAGGGCAAUCUGUUAUGGCUUGCAACUCAUUCGCGUGUUUUUAAUACGUUGUACAAAAUUGUUCAAUUGUGCGAGUAAUAAUGCUACAAUAUAUACAUAUAUAAAGAUAGAUUUUAAAAGUUAAGGGUUUAUGCAUAUAAUUUAGACGAAAAUACUUUAUUCGCAGUUAAACGAUUGAGAUAGUUUAUAUAUUAUACAUAUUAAAACCAAAAAAGCUUGGAAGAAAUCAUGAUAUAAAUAAAUAAAUAAAUAUAUAUAUAUAUUUAAAAUAUAAAAGAAUGAUGAAAAAAUUAACAAUUUUUAUGCACUGUACAAAUUUCCUUGAUGAAAAGUAUUGUGUAUAUACUUUAUCGGUUUGAUCUUGAGUAUAGUUUAUGUACAUACAUCCUAUCAUUUUCUUGGUUUAUUUAUUUAAAUCAACGAAUCGAUUUUGAACAUUGCAAGUAAUACUUAAUUCCAAUGAAUCUCGUGUGUUAUAAAAUUGUAUUACGAUCAGGAUAUUAGAUAUAAAUAUAAUUUUAAAUUUUAUGCACGAAUGAGUUGCAAGCACAUGAAUACGCGCUGUCAUGGGAUCAACAGUAUAGUGACUGAAAGUUGCUAACGUGUGUAUGCAGUGUGUGCGUGUGUGUACAAAGCUAAACGAUAAAUUACAAGUAGGAUAAUAAUAAACUACGAAUUCAAACUAAGAGAAUACCUAUUUUCAUGUGUAAUGUAUGAUGCGAUCAAGAAAUUCUUGAAAUAUUUAAAUGUACAUUCGUUUAUGUAGACCGUCUUGGCUUCGUACUUUGAGCAACGCCAUUACUUUAUUGUCAAUUAACAACGUAAAAGACAAUAAGACGAAAAACUAUCGAAAAUAUAAUCAGCAUUUAUACCACAAGAUAUUAAUUUUUGUAACCGGCUGUCGCCUUAGCUUAUACAGCUCUGCGACGUAAAUCAUUGUUGCGUUGAAAUUUACGAAAUCGAAAUCGAUCAAUACCGAUCAAAAUUAACUUUGUUAAAAAUGAUAUAUCCUAGUAAUAAAAAUUAGCCACUAUUAUUACUGUAUUAAUGACGCUAAUAAUAAUACUUUUGUACAUAUGUGAUGGUCCAUGCAAUUUGAAUUAUAAUAGAAAAUUUAA
Messenger RNA from Nasonia vitripennis (jewel wasp), 3602 nucleotides. Its product is annotated as transmembrane protein 115. NCBI's taxonomy places the organism in Eukaryota, Metazoa, Arthropoda, Insecta, Hymenoptera, Pteromalidae. The record is from RefSeq and is a predicted model, not a curated record. The transcript has 4 exons. Bases 515 to 1609 code for a protein of 364 amino acids. Gene Ontology annotation, cellular component: Golgi apparatus; membrane. Gene Ontology annotation, biological process: retrograde vesicle-mediated transport, Golgi to endoplasmic reticulum.